Mastomys coucha (southern multimammate mouse) is the source of this 2147-nucleotide messenger RNA. RefSeq names its product cAMP regulated phosphoprotein 19 (gene Arpp19). NCBI's taxonomy places the organism in Eukaryota, Metazoa, Chordata, Mammalia, Rodentia, Muridae. Bases 154 to 648 code for a protein of 164 amino acids. Gene Ontology annotation, molecular function: protein phosphatase inhibitor activity. The transcript is spliced from 4 exons. The record is from RefSeq and is a predicted model, not a curated record. Gene Ontology annotation, cellular component: cytoplasm.
AAGAAGAAAAGGUUGUGCUGGGGCAUGGUUGAGGAGCAGAGGAAGUAAAGGUGGAUGGGAUUAAACUGAAGCAGAGGUACUGCGGAGCACAGAGCAAACACAUGACUAAAUAGGUCAGGGUAGUCUGGGAAGGCGGGGGAAGGGAGCGUGGUGAUGGGGAAAACACAGCGCCACAGAUCAACUACAAUUCCCAGGAAGCACUGUGCGCCCGUUGACGGAAGUGAGGUGAGGCGCGAGCCGCAACCUUUGAGGGAAAGAGGAAGUGCUCGGGCGUCGCAGGGCCGGAGGCGCGGGGAUAGAAGGGGCACCAUGUCCGCGGAAGUCCCAGAGGCAGCGUCGGUGGAGGAGCAAAAGGAAAUGGAAGAUAAAGUAACUAGUCCAGAGAAAGCUGAAGAAGCAAAAUUAAAAGCAAGGUAUCCUCAUUUGGGACAAAAGCCUGGAGGUUCUGAUUUUUUAAGGAAAAGAUUGCAGAAAGGGCAAAAGUAUUUUGAUUCUGGGGACUACAACAUGGCAAAAGCAAAGAUGAAGAAUAAGCAGCUUCCUGCUGCAGCCCCGGAUAAGACAGAGGUCACUGGUGACCACAUUCCCACUCCACAGGACCUCCCUCAGCGAAAACCAUCCCUGGUUGCUAGCAAGCUGGCUGGCUGAUUAAAAAAGCUGAACUGCAUGAGUCUUCUAAUGUCCUUUAUUUCUCCUUACUACCUUACUGACCCACUUGUGUUCCUUUCACUCACUCUGUUUGCGACUGACAGCUUUGCAGGUAGUGGUAGUGUGUGUUCCUGUUGUAAGGGAGCAUACAUGUGUAGAGGUUUUGGUUAGUUUCACAGUGCACUGAUGCAAAGGACAUGUAACAGCAACAUAAGUAAAUGACGUGACAAUAAUUGUACAUAUUACCUAGCUGGUGUAGGCUGGCUCCAACAAGUAGCAGGGGUUACAGCUUUAAUGCGCUGGCUUUCUUUCCUUCCUCAUAGUUACAGCUUUGUAUGUUACUCCUAUUUAAUAGAACCUCUGUUGUAUUGAUUUCUUCUGUAUCUUCCUUUUGAACUUUGUAAGACAGAAGUUUAAGACCACAAGUUGGAAGACAAGUCACAUAAUCCAAACACAAGUUAAUGGGCUGCAAAAGAUUUGAGUAACUGCUUGGACUUGACGGCCUUAAACCUGCUGUUCCAGCUUUACCAAGAGCAUCUUACCUGGGCGAUAUUUGCCCGUUCUGGUGUGACUUGUGUGACUCCAGUGCUUACCAGCUGUCACUGAAGCUAGUGCUCUUCCUCGUUCUGCAGUGUGUGGGGACAGCUUUCUUUGUUGAAGACGUGAAUGGGUGUGCAUGUGCACUGACUAUUGCAUUCACUUUUGUGCCAUUUUUGUAAAUAUAAUAGUUUUGCACAACCUUUUACAAAUGUCUGUAUUAAUUUCACCAUAUUAGAAAGUAGACAGUGUGCCAACCAGAAGCACAAGAAUUCCUACACAAAUCUGCCUGCCAUUACUGCUUUUACAUAAGAAUAGUUUACAAUCUUGAGCUUAUUAGAAUACCAAACUGAAAUAUACUCAACCUGCUACAGAGUUAAGCUUUUUCACUUGUUACUAAUGUUCAUGACUUUCAGUGGCCUUGUACAAAUAUGAUAUGUUGCUUAGGCAUAUCUUUUGUUCUAUGCAGAACAUUUCAUUUUGACUUACAAAAAAUUUACAAUUCAUAUAAUUUAUAUAAACUUUGUUUCCUUCCACACUCAGCUUCGGGGAUGCUAAAGUAUACCACUUGCAUUAUCUGUCUUCUGUUGUCUUCUCAGCCCACCUCUCCUCCUACUUUGCUUCUGUGACUCGUAUUGGGUUAUCUCAUUUAUAUAAAAGCGUAUGUGUCUAUCUUUACUUUUUAAACUUGCUUAAAUAAAAGAACUUUUGUGAGGGUUUUUUGUUAUGCUGAGAAUUAAACCACUGUCUCACAUGUGCUUAGCAAGCACAGUACCACAGAACUACACUGUUAUUCCUAAGGGAACUUUAUAAUGAAGCAAGGAGUUGAAAAGAUUUAUCUAGAAUAAGCUGAAUUCUGUUAAAUAAUUUUAAAUAAUUAGCAUGAACUAAGAGAAUAGGGCUAAUAAUUACAAUGGUUUAUGUGAUAGGUAAAACAUUCAUUAAAACAUUUAGGUAUCUCC